ACCAUGAGUCCAGGGGCUAUAGCCCUUUGCUCUGCCCAUUGCUCAGCAAGUUACUUGGGGUUGCAGUUUGAUAAGAAAAGACUUCCUGUGGAGGAAUCUGAAGGGAAGAAGGAGGAGCUGGUCCAUUCCUGCCUGGGAGGUUGUGGAAGAAGGAAGAUGGCCACAGCUUUGUGUCCACUGCAAGCCCUCUGGCUUCUGGAGUGGGUGCUGCUGCUCUUGGGACCUUCUGCUGCCCCUCCAGCCUGGGCCUUGAACCUGGACCCAGUGCAUCUCACCUUUUAUGCAGGCCCCAAUGGCAGCCACUUUGGGUUUUCACUGGACUUCCACAAGGACAGCCAUGGGAGAGUGGCCAUCGUGGUGGGCGCCCCACGGACGCUGGGUCCCAGCCAGGAGGAGACGGGCGGCGUGUUCCUGUGCCCCUGGAGGGCCGAGGGCGGCCAGUGCCCCUCGCUACUCUUUGACCUCCGUGAUGAGACCCGAAAUGUAGGCUCCCAAACUUUACAAACCUUCAAGGCCCGCCAAGGACUAGGGGCGUCGGUCGUCAGCUGGAGCGACGUCAUUGUGGCCUGCGCCCCCUGGCAGCACUGGAACGUCCUAGAAAAGACCGAAGAGGCUGAGAAGACGCCUGUAGGCAGCUGCUUUUUGGCUCAGCCAGAGAGCGGCCGCCGCGCCGAGUACUCCCCCUGUCGCUGGAACACUCUGAGCCGCAUUUACGUGAAAAAUAAUUUUAGCUCGGACAAGCGUUACUGUGAAGCGGGCUUCAGCUCCGUGGUCACUCAGGCCGGGGAUCUGGUGCUUGGGGCUCCUGGAGGCUAUUAUUUCUUAGGUCUCCUGGCCCAGGCUCCAAUUGCGGAUAUUUUCUCGAGUUACCGCCCAGGCAUCCUUUUGUGGCACGUGUCCUCCCAGAGCUUCUCCUUCGACUCCAGCAACCCAGAGUACUUCGACGGCUACUGGGGGUACUCGGUGGCCGUGGGCGAGUUCGACGGGGAUCUCAACACUACAGAGUAUGUCGUCGGUGCCCCCACUUGGAGCUGGACGCUGGGAGCGGUGGAAAUUUUGGGCUCCUACUUCCAGAGGCUGCACCGGCUACAUGGAGAGCAGAUGGCGUCGUAUUUUGGGCAUUCAGUGGCUGUCACUGACGUCAACGGGGAUGGGAGGCAUGACCUGCUGGUGGGCGCUCCACUGUAUAUGGAGAGCCGGGCAGACCGAAAACUGGCCGAAGUGGGGCGUGUGUAUUUGUUCCUGCAGCCGCGAGGCCCCCACACGCUGGGUGCCCCCAGCCUCCUGCUGACUGGCACACAGCUCUAUGGGCGAUUCGGCUCUGCCAUCGCACCCCUGGGCGACCUCGACCAGGAUGGCUACAAUGACAUUGCAGUGGCUGCCCCCUACGGGGGUCCCAGUGGCCGGGGCCAAGUGCUGGUGUUCCUGGGUCAGAGUGAGGGGCUGAGUUCACGUCCCUCCCAGGUCCUGGACAGCCCCUUCCCCACAGGCUCUGCCUUUGGCUUCUCCCUUCGAGGUGCUGUAGACAUCGAUGACAACGGAUACCCAGACCUGAUUGUGGGAGCUUACGGGGCCAACCAGGUGGCUGUGUACAGAGCUCAGCCAGUGGUGAAGACCUCUGUCCAGCUACUGGUACAAGAUUCACUGAAUCCUGCUGUGAAGAGCUGUGUCCUACCCCAGACCAAGACACCCGUGAGCUGCUUCAAAAUCCAGAUGUGUGUUGGAGCCACUGGGCACAACAUUCCUCAGAAGCUGUCCCUAAAUGCCGAGCUGCAGUUGGACCGGCAGAAGCCCCGCCAGGGCCGGCGGGUGCUGCUGCUGGGCUCUCAACAGGCAGGCACCACCCUGAACCUGGAUCUGGGCGGAAAGCACAGCCCCAUCUGCCACACCACUAUGGCCUUCCUUCGAGAUGAGGCAGAAUUCCGGGACAAGCUGAGCCCCAUUGUGCUCAGCCUCAAUGUGUCCCUGCCGCCCACGGAGGCUGGAAUGGCCCCUGCUGUCGUGCUGCAUGGAGACACCCAUGUGCAGGAGCAGACACGAAUCGUCCUGGACUGCGGGGAAGAUGACGUGUGUGUGCCCCAGCUUCAGCUCACUGCCAGCGUGACAGGCUCCCCACUCCUAGUUGGGGCAGAUAAUGUCCUGGAGCUGCAGAUGGACACAGCCAACGAGGGUGAGGGAGCCUAUGAAGCAGAGGUGGCUGUGCACCUGCCCCAGGGGGCCCACUACAUGCGGGCCCGAAGCAACGUUGAGGGCUUUGAGAGACUCAUCUGUAACCAGAAGAAAGAGAAUGAGACCAGGGUGGUGCUGUGUGAGCUGGGCAAUCCCAUGAAGAAGAACACCCAGAUAGGAAUUGCGAUGUUGGUGAGCGUGGGGAAUCUGGAAGAGGCUGGGGAGUCUGUGUCCUUCCAGCUGCAGAUCCGGAGCAAGAACAGCCAGAAUCCAAACAGCAAGAUUGUGCUGCUGGAUGUGCCAGUCCGGGCAGAGGCCCAAGUGGAGCUGCGAGGGAACUCCUUUCCAGCCUCCCUGGUGGUGGCUGCAGACGAAGGUGACAGGGAGCAGAACAGCUUGGACAGCCGGGGACCCAAAGUGGAGCACACCUAUGAGCUCCACAACAAUGGCCCUGGGACUGUGAAUGGCCUUCACCUCAGCAUCCACCUCCCGGGGCAGUCCCAGCACUCCGACCUGCUCUACAUCCUGGAUAUACAGCCCCAGGGGGGCCUUCAGUGCUUCCCACAGCCUCCUGUCAACCCCCUCAAGGUGGACUGGGGGCUGCCCACCCCCAGCCCCUCCCCCGUUCACCCGGCCCACCACAAGCGGGAUCGCAGACAGAUCUUCCUGCCAGAGUCCGAGCAGCCCUCGAGGCUUCAGGAUCCAGUUCUCGUAAGCUGCGACUCGGCGCCCUGUACUGUGGUGCAGUGUGACCUGCAGGAGAUGGCGCGCGGGCAGCGGGCCAUGGUCACGGUGCUGGCUUUCCUGUGGCUGCCCAGCCUUCACCAGAGGCCACUGGAUCAGUUCGUGCUGCAGUCACAGGCAUGGUUCAACGUGUCCUCCCUCCCCUAUGCCGUGCCCCCGCUCAGCCUGCCACGAGGGGAAGCUCAGGUGCGGACACAGCUGCUUCGGGCCUUGGAGGAGAGGGCCAUUCCAAUCUGGUGGGUGCUGGUGGGUGUGCUGGGCGGCCUGCUGCUGCUCACCAUCCUGGUCCUGGCCAUGUGGAAGGUCGGCUUCUUCAAGCGGAACCGGCCACCCCUGGAAGAAGAUGAUGAAGAGGGGGAGUGAUGGUGCAGCCUAUACUGUUCUAGCAGGAGGGUUGGGCAUGCUACCUGCACCACCCCUUCUCCAAUGAGUUGCCUCCAAGCUUUGGGUUGGAGCUGUUCCAUGGGGUCCUCUUGGUGUCAUUUCUCUCCCAACAGAGCUGGGUCACCCCCUCCUGCUGCCUAAUAAAGAGACUGAGCCCU
Messenger RNA from Mandrillus leucophaeus (drill), 3455 nucleotides. It is a transcript of the gene ITGA2B, whose product is annotated as integrin, alpha 2b (platelet glycoprotein IIb of IIb/IIIa complex, antigen CD41). Gene Ontology annotation, molecular function: integrin binding. The transcript has 30 exons. Bases 4 to 3276 code for a protein of 1090 amino acids. Gene Ontology annotation, cellular component: external side of plasma membrane; integrin complex. The record is from RefSeq and is a predicted model, not a curated record. Gene Ontology annotation, biological process: cell adhesion mediated by integrin; cell-matrix adhesion; integrin-mediated signaling pathway. Lineage: Eukaryota; Metazoa; Chordata; Mammalia; Primates; Cercopithecidae.